UAUAAAUAGCGCCCCCUUGUUGACAAAUGAUAUUUAAUACUAAUUUGUUACAAUAUAAUUUGGUAAUAAAGAUAGAUUGAAGUACGAAAUGGAAGAGAAUAAAAGAUUCUUUAACUGUGAUAAUCAUCUCCUACAUUUACAAAAUGAUAGAAAAAGGCUAAUGGAUAACUACUUACAGAAACCAUAAACUAGUUUAGGCAAAUAUCCGAAAUAUGAUCAGCGUCUCCCCUUGCACGUUCUCGAAACGCUCAAAAUUGGUUAUCAUGUUUACUCGAAUCUUUUACUUCUCUUACUUCUUAUAAAUAUAUAUACAUUUGUAUAUAUUGUUGUUGACUGGGAAAAUUACUCUUUAUCAUAUAAAUAACGGUAAAUAAUAUGCAGAUAUUGAGAUCAAAACGUCACUAUUCCAACUGUAAUAUAUGGAAACCUAUUCCAACCUUUAGGGCAUAAUCUUAAAAUGACUAUAAGUUUUUUUUUAAGUCGAUUAAUUAGAACGAGGAUCGAGUUUUCUUAUAAAAGACAGUAUUACAAAUAGUAAUUAAAAAUGCUAAACUAAUUUUCUCCAACUUAAUGAAGAGAGGGGAGAGAGUAAAGAUCUAUUGGAAUAACAAGGAACAAAACAAAGAGAAUAAUGAGGAUUAAAGAAAAAAAAUAUAUAUGGAGUUUCGUUUAACGAAGGAUAUCGUGGAAGAUUAAAGAACUAAUUUUUGUCUGCUAGUGUGCUAGUUUUUAAGGUCUUUGUCCAAUGCCUAUUUCAUUUAUCUAGGAAGAUGUAGGAUUAGGCUAAGGUACCUGGGGAAAUUUUGUCAAUUCUAUUCAAACUAUACAUAGUCGAGAUUUAAAUCAAUAGUGGCGGUCGUCCAGAAAAUUACUUCUAAUUAAGCCGGAAAGUGGUCCGAUACUUAUUGGAAUGGAAGCUGCUACUAUAUGCAUUCGCCUUCUUGGAAGAUUAAAUGCAUCGAUAGGCCUGUAUUCUUUAAAGGCUUAUGGUGAAAAGAAAUUAGAAUAACACGCAAUGCACGGAUUGGGAAAGUAGAAAUCGUCGUUGGCGUCAAUUAAUGAGCCUGUACUCUCGCUCCAGUGAUCCCUUUGCAGUAUUGGAUAUAAUUUGUAUGGAAAUAAGCGACAAAACACGUCGGCACGAUCCCUUGACAUGUAAUAUAUGAGCAUUCAGUAAAGCUGUCAAGAUACGUUAACUUAACGAUUUUCCUGUCAAAACAAUACCGACGCAAAAAAUGACGCUUGGCGAUGCUUUGUUUUAUAUCUAUAUUUAUUUUUUUCCAACACAAAUUCAUUCCUUUUUCAGGUAUACAAUUAUUUUAACGCUCGACUGUUUGCAACGCCCUCCUGCGUCGAUUCUAGACGCCUUUUAGUAGCAGGAAGUUUGGUCGUCUCCCUCUCUAUAGCAGUGCCGACAAUCACUGCAAACAUCGCUUCUCUCUUUCUCUCUCUCUCUCUCUCUCUCUCUCUCUCUCUCUCUCUCUCUGUUUAGCUUUGGUCUGAAUACUUUUCAUUAUAUUUCCUUCAAGGUUGAAACUUUUCAGGUAAACAAAAUACAAUAAUAAUGCGUAAAUUUUUGUUUUUUUAUUAACGUCGACCUAAUUACAAAUCACGUGACAACGUCAUUAGCACGUAUAUUCGGAUGAAGAGCGCCAAGGGCGUUACUCGCUAACUCCUCGACCUUUAAACAAACAAAGAGAUGCUAUUAGAGUUUUUCGAUUAAAGUAAUUGGAAGGGAGGGGGAAGGGGUGGAGAGGUAAUUUUUUCUUUUCUCUCCUUUUCACUCCUACGAUUUUUGAAAUAUACUUUUUUCAAAUGUAAAAUAAUGAAAAGGCUACUCGCGUUUGAUCUUAACGCGUGUUGGUUUUAAGCGAAUUAAGGCCUAGUAGACGAAUGCUGAUUGGCUAAUUUGAUUUCCGUCGACGUUAUAGUUCUGCUCGAAGUAACGCUGAUUGCUCGUAUUCUUUCAUAGAUAUAUACCGUUCGGCUUUUAACGAAUCAAUACGUGUGUAUAUAGGAGAGAGGAAGACGCCGCAUCUAGAUUUAGACGCUUCCUGUUUCGGGCGCGCCAGCUGUAACGCGUUCCAAGGUAGAACGAAGCAGAAGCAAACUUUCUCACGGAUAGAAAUACUAUUUUCUCAUCGCUAUAGCCUGCAGUCAAAAUCGGAAUUAUGAUAAUUUUCCGUCUUAUCCUUUUCACUUCGUUGGCAACAUCCCUACGAGCGUUCGUUGUGAAAACAAGUAGGCUUUCAAAGCGUUUCUUUCAUUUUUUUCCUUAUUCUUUAUAGUAACGUUUUUUAUAUCCUUCUUUCAAACUAAUCGAUUGUAUUCUUCGCCUAUUCUUCGCUCUACCGUCCGCCUUUCUAGUUUACCUUGACAACGCCAGAGAGUGCCAAACUCGUCUAAGGAUUGUAAGAGAUGGAUUGAACAAGGGUGAUACAUUUGAAAUAAAGUCUGAAUCUCUGCCGAGUGAAAUGACCAAUCAACCUCCAGCUGGUAUUUAGCUAAAUUAAAUAUAAUCGAAUCCUAUCCAACUAUUAUUCUCCCUCUUAUAUUCCCAUUGCCUCUUACUUUCAAAUUAAUUUCCAUCAAAUUACAAAUAAUGUAUUACAGAGUGCGGGCCACACGUAUUCAAUUUCGGAGGUAGAUUAGUUAGAGUAAAGGUACACAAAUGGCAGUGCAAUAUCACUAGGAAUAACCCAUAUAUUGCCUUCUACGACAGUUGUGAAACGGAGAGGAAUAAGAAGAAACUAUUGGCAAAGUAUUAUAUAUAUAAUUGCACGGAUGCAAACCGUCCAAAACCGAUUACGUCCAACGGAGCCUGCUUAUCCAUAUAUCAUUACAAAGGGAGUGACAAGAUGAAAAUGUUAAAAUCGGAUUAUUCGUUUACCUUAGAGGUUAUUGCAGGAGAAGAAAUCGUUUCCUUCCCGGCUGGAAUUAUUGCUGGAAUUAUUAUUGGAAGUAUGAUUGUAAUAAUGAUUCUGGUCAAGGUCGUCUGUGUUCUGACCGGUUAUGAAGACAAAUUACCUCAAGUCAUCUUAGCCAAUUCGCCUCAGAAGGAGAGCCUAAUUCAGCGUAGCAAUGAUGCUCUUCGAGUAUCGGACGAGAAUAUAGGUUGGCGUCUAACAAGUUUGGGUUUUGUAGAGAGCACAGAUAAGCAUGAUUUACCCUUUUCCUAAACACCCUUCUAUACUCCUCGUCCUUCCCACUUACUCCUUCUCAUUCCUUUUUAUACUCUUAUUCAUUAGAAAUUUUACCCAUUGGCUUUAUACUUCUCAACUUCUUUUUCCGAAAGCUUGCUUUGUAUCAAUAGAUAUAGGCGAGGCGGCCGGAACAUCUCACCAACGCCGAGCAACAACAAGUAGGUCGAUGAAAGAAGAGUUGUCCCUGGUUGACGAUGACUUAGAAAUGACUAAAAUACAACGCUACCCUAGUUUUAAAGGUCACUCUUCCAAACUGUUCUGAUAUUGUUAUUUUCUUUUCUAAUGAAAGUAUUUUAUACGCCAUCUGGCGAUGUAUAAUAAAUUCGUUUUAUAAAA
Molecule: messenger RNA, 3539 nt
Organism: Dimorphilus gyrociliatus
Lineage: Eukaryota; Metazoa; Annelida; Polychaeta; Dinophilidae
Source: the annotation of a GenBank genome assembly